UCGCUCUCCACAUUUGUGAAAACUGGCCGCUCGGACCCCAGUUCCGGCAAAUUGGCAGCCGCUGAGCGGGUCGCGGCUGCAGGCGGGUUGGAGGCAGGGCCGGGACGGCUGAGGCCUGACCCUGGGGCUCAGAGCUGCGCUCCCUGCUCGGCUGCAGACCCGGGCUCAUACUCCAAGGCCGAGCACUGAGGGCCUCUACCAUGUCCACAGCUGGGAUCAACACGUCCGCCUCCUUCUCCACGGACCAGCUGAACAGCCCGGCCACCAUCCCGGCGGUGAUGUUCAUCUUCGGGGUGGUGGGCAACCUGGUGGCCAUCGUGGUGCUCUGCAAGUCGCGCAAGGAGCAGAAGGAGACGACCUUCUACACGCUGGUGUGCGGGCUGGCUGUCACUGACCUACUGGGCACCUUGCUGGUGAGCCCGGUGACAAUCGCCACCUACAUGAAAGGCCAGUGGCCCGGGGGCCAGGCGCUGUGCGACUACAGCACCUUCAUCCUGCUCUUCUUCGGCCUGUCUGGCCUCAGCAUCAUCUGUGCCAUGAGUAUAGAGCGCUACCUGGCCAUCAACCACGCCUACUUCUACAGCCGCUACGUGGACAAGCGACUGGCCGGCCUCACCCUCUUCGCAGUCUACGCGUCUAACGUGCUCUUCUGCGCGCUGCCCAACAUGGGUCUUGGCCGCUCGCGACGGCAGUACCCGGACACCUGGUGCUUCAUCGACUGGACCACGAACGUGACGGCGUACGCCGCCUUCUCCUACAUGUACGCGGGCUUCAGCUCCUUCCUCAUCCUCGCCACCGUGCUCUGCAACGUGCUGGUGUGCGGCGCACUGCUCCGUAUGCACCGCCAGUUCAUGCGACGCACCUCGCUGGGCACCGAGCAGCACCACGCGGUCGCGGCCGCGAUGGCCUCUACUGCUUGUCGGGGCCACGCCAGCGCCUCCCCAGCCUUGCAGCGCUUCAGCGACUUUCGCCGCCGCCGGAGCUUCCGCCGCAUCGCCGGCGCAGAGAUCCAGAUGGUCAUCUUACUCAUCGCCACCUCCCUGGUGGUGCUCAUCUGCUCCAUCCCGCUAGUGGUGCGAGUGUUUAUCAACCAGUUGUACCAGCCAAGUGUGGUGCGAGAAAUCAGCAGAAACCCAGACUUGCAGGCCAUCCGAAUUGCUUCUGUGAACCCCAUCCUGGACCCCUGGAUAUAUAUACUUCUGAGAAAGACAGUGCUCAGUAAAGCAAUAGAGAAGAUCAAAUGCCUGUUCUGCCGCAUUGGCGAGUCCCGCAGAGACCGUUCAGGGCAACACUGCUCUGAGAGUCGAAGGACAUCUUCAGCCAUGUCCAGCCACUCUCGUUCUUUCUUCCCUCGGGAGCUGAAGGAGAUCAGCAGCACCUCUCAGACCCUCCUUUACUUGCCAGAACUAAGUGAAAACAGUCUUGGAGGCAGGAAUUUGCUUCCAGGUGUGCCUAGCAUGGGCCAGGCCCAAGAAGAAACCACCUUACUGAGAACUUUGCGAAUAUCAGAGACUUCAGACUCCUCACAGGGCCAUGACUCAGAGACUGUCUUAUUGGUGGAUGAGGUCGGUGGGAGGAACAGGGAUGGGCCUGCCCCAAAGGGGAGCUCCCUGCAAGUCACAUUCCCCAGUGAAACACUGAACUUAUCCGAAAAGUGUAUAUAGUAGUCAAAGAAAGAAACACAGCACUAUUUCUGGAACCUUAUAAAAUCCUGUGCAAUAGACACAUAAGUGAAACAUUUAGCUCUGCUCAGAAGUGCUACUACCUUCAUCCUGUGGCUCACAUUAGAGAGAGAACAUAGGGCCUCCUGAGCAUUUUUCAAACACUCAAAUUAUUUCACGUGAGUCCUGAGGCCUGAAGCACAUUGGUUGACACUCCUCUAUGACACAGGAUUGCAGUCACAACUUGAUGGGUGGGAAAAGCUACCUUUGGUUUUUCUCCUGGGUAGGAAAAUGGCAUGUUAUUUUCAUAACAUCAAGAGCUGUACAUCUGGCACACCGCAGAGGCCCAGAUACUGGAAGGGCUGGCUCUAUCCAAUAUACUAUGAGGACUACCAUAUGGCUGAUCUAAGUGUCUCACUAAAGCAUGAAAUGUGAAUUUUUAUUGUUGUAAAUAUUUAAAGUAUUUAAAGUAUUUUCUUCUCUAUGAGAAGGUUUAUUGUUAAUACAAGGUAUAAUAAAGUUAUGGUAACCCCUCUCCUCCCAGUGUAACCAGGUGAAGUUGCAGAUGGUAGAUUUAUUUUUCACACACAAGUUCAGACUGAGGUGUUGAAAAUCCAGUGAAACUAAUAUCUAUAAAAUAGAUAUAAUUUUUAAAAGUUUAAUACCAUCAAAAUAAAGAAAAAUACCAUGUAAGAUGUGAAAAUUACAGUUCAAAAUACUAUAGUUCUUUCCAAGCUAUGUAUAAUAGUAAAAAAAAUUUAUUGACAUCACAUUUAUUUAUCCAGAAAACUAUGAUUUCAAAAGAACCUAACAUGUUGGUAAAUAUUUUCAACUAUUGCCCCUGUUAAUUGACACUUUUUAAAAUAUAACAAAUUUUUGAGGUCUUUACUCAUAAUUGAAGUGUAUAAUAAAGAAAUUAUAAAUCAAAGCAGCUUGUUUUCCCCAUGAAAGGUGUAUACUUUUGUUUCCCUAAGGAGUAAUCUAGAAUAUCUUUUAAAUUUAAGAGAAAGAUAAA
Messenger RNA from Heterocephalus glaber (naked mole-rat), 2676 nucleotides. The record is from RefSeq and is a predicted model, not a curated record. NCBI's taxonomy places the organism in Eukaryota, Metazoa, Chordata, Mammalia, Rodentia, Bathyergidae.